AUGUCGGACGAAGAAGUCUGGGAGCCCUUGACCAUGGUGGACUACAUCAUGCUGGGGUUUGUGGGGACCGUCCAAGCCUUUGCCCUGGGCGUUUGCGUCCACCUGUUGUGCUGGCGGAAUUGGCCGCCGUACGUGACCAAGAACGUCGACAUCGUCAUCAUCAUGACGUUCGGUGGCUUCGGAUGGACAAUUGCGGGCGCUCUAGAUAAUGGUCUAAUCCGGAGGAGCGAGGGCGACAUUCUUGCCAAGUGCUACCUCGAGAUCAUGUUGCUCUCGAGCAUCAGCCUGACUCCGGCGCUAGUGGCCCUGCUUGUUCCGGGUGCCUACGUGUUCGACGAGACUGUUAACUUGUGCACCACUACGAACACGUCGAGGACCGUGACUUUGGCGAUGAACGCUGUGGGGUUCUACACCAUAUGCUAUAUUUGGUUUGUGUGCACUCGUCAGCUGAAGUGGGUCCGGAAGCAGUUCAACGAGUACGAGACGAUGAAGUGGACCCUGUCAUGCCUGACUUUGCUCCUGUUCAGCUAUGCGGUCGUGGUGGUCGUUGUCCUGGACGGCCAACAUGUUUACGUCAGAAGAGUGGCCAUCGUGUACCCUGCGCUAACGACGCACACGGUGUUGUGGGGCUCCAUCGGUAGGCCUGUGUUGAAGAAGUGGACGAGAGACGACGAGUACCUGUGGUCGUUCACCAAGGGCUUCUCGGAGAUGCCUUCGCCGGCGCAGCUCAAGGCUAGCCUCGCAGAGCAGCUGUCGGUAGAGCAACUCCGGACCGAGUUUCGGAGAUAUAUCGAGACUAGGGUGGCCCAAGAGCUGGUGAACUUCUACCUCGACUCGCUAGACAGGGAGGAGAUCAAGGAAUACUUCGCCAGACAGGCCGUAACGAUGCGCAUCGUGGCGCAGUAUAUCAAAGAAGGGGCCCCUGAAGAGGUAAACAUUUCGGGGGAGUGCCGGGAGGAGAUUUUGUCGACGGACGUGACGGCGUACGACAUCUUCGACCGCGCUAGAGUUGAGGUUCUGACCGUCAUGGAGACCAACUUCCAGAGGGAGUUCGUAGAAACAGAGGGGUUCCGCCGAAUCGCCGAUGCUUCCGAGCUAGAGCAGCGAGAGAACCGUCUCCUGCGGGCCGGGGGCUUCUUGCCGCCGGACACCCCGCCUUCGCCCAGUGUGUGA
Messenger RNA from Ectocarpus siliculosus, 1173 nucleotides. Lineage: Eukaryota; Phaeophyceae; Ectocarpales; Ectocarpaceae. The record is from the annotation of a GenBank genome assembly.